AUGGAUUUCCUGCUGCUCGGUCUCUGUCUAUACUGGCUGCUGAGGAGGCCCUCGGGGGUGGUCUUGUGUUUGCUGGGGGCCUGCUUUCAGAUGCUGCCCGCCGCCCCCAGCGGGUGCCCGCAGCUGUGCCGGUGCGAGGGGCGGCUGCUGUACUGCGAGGCGCUCAACCUCACCGAGGCGCCCCACAACCUGUCCGGCCUGCUGGGCUUGUCCCUGCGCUACAACAGCCUCUCGGAGCUGCGCGCCGGCCAGUUCACGGGGUUAAUGCAGCUCACGUGGCUCUAUCUGGAUCACAAUCACAUCUGCUCGGUGCAGGGGGACGCCUUUCAGAAACUGCGCCGAGUUAAGGAACUCACACUGAGUUCCAACCAGAUCACCCAACUGGCCAACACCACCUUCCGGCCCAUGCCCAACCUGCGCAGCGUGGACCUCUCGUACAACAAGCUGCAGGCGCUCGCGCCCGAUCUCUUCCACGGGCUGCGGAAGCUCACCACGCUGCACAUGCGGGCCAACGCCAUCCAGUUCGUGCCCGUGCGCAUCUUCCAGGACUGCCGCAGCCUCAAGUUUCUCGACAUCGGAUACAAUCAGCUCAAGAGUCUGGCGCGCAACUCUUUCGCCGGCUUGUUCAAGCUCACCGAGCUGCACCUGGAGCACAACGACUUGGUCAAGGUGAACUUCGCCCACUUCCCGCGCCUCAUCUCCCUGCACUCGCUCUGCCUGAGGAGGAACAAGGUGGCCAUUGUGGUCAGCUCGCUGGACUGGGUAUGGAACCUGGAGAAAAUGGACCUGUCGGGCAACGAGAUCGAGUACAUGGAGCCCCAUGUGUUCGAGACCGUGCCACACCUCCAGUCCCUGCAGCUGGACUCCAACCGUCUCACCUACAUCGAGCCCCGUAUCCUCAACUCCUGGAAGUCGCUGACGAGCGUCACCCUGGCCGGGAACCUCUGGGACUGUGGGCGCAACGUGUGCGCCCUGGCCUCGUGGCUCAGCAACUUCCAGGGGCGCUACGAUGGCAACUUGCAGUGCGCCAGCCCGGAGUACGCACAGGGCGAGGACGUCCUGGACGCCGUGUACGCUUUCCACCUGUGCGAGGAGGGGGCCGAGCCCACCAGCGGCCACCUGCUCUCGGCCGUCACCAACCGCAGCGACCUGGGAUCCUCCGCCGGCCCGGCCACCACUCUCGCUGACGGCGGGGAGGGGCAGCCCGACAGCACGCCUGAGCUGGCUACCGUGGCCCUCCCCGGCGGCGAACACGCCGAGAACGCCGUGCAGAUUCACAAGGUGGUCACCGGCACCAUGGCCCUCAUCUUCUCCUUCCUCAUCGUGGUCCUGGUGCUCUACGUCUCUUGGAAGUGUUUCCCAGCCAGUCUCAGGCAGCUCAGACAGUGCUUUGUGACGCAGCGCAGGAAGCAAAAGCAGAAACAGACCAUGCAUCAGAUGGCUGCCAUGUCUGCUCAGGAGUACUACGUUGAUUACAAACCGAACCACAUCGAGGGAGCCCUGGUCAUCAUCAACGAGUAUGGCUCGUGUACCUGCCACCAGCAGCCCGCGAGGGAAUGCGAGGUGUGA
Molecule: messenger RNA, 1569 nt
Organism: Eubalaena glacialis (North Atlantic right whale)
Lineage: Eukaryota; Metazoa; Chordata; Mammalia; Artiodactyla; Balaenidae
Gene: LRRTM1
Product: leucine rich repeat transmembrane neuronal 1
Exons: 1
Coding region: 1-1569 (522 amino acids)
Cellular component (GO): extracellular matrix
Molecular function (GO): protein binding
Source: RefSeq, a predicted model, not a curated record